CUUCUCCUGAGCAGGCAGAGGUGCGUCCAGCCCGCUGGCAUCUGUGGACAUUCAGUGAGAGGCUGCUGAAGCCAAACAGGCUGCGCGGUGAAGAACAAGCAGUUCGCACCGAGUUUGAGAAGGUGGGAGGCUUUUACGCACGCAUGUUUUUUUUUCUCUCUCUCUCUCCUUCUGAGCUGAAUUCAAAGUUUGGAAUUACUAUUUUUUUUUUUCUGAAGUAAGCGCGCUGGCACUGACUGCAUGAACUAGCCGUGGAUAUUUUGGAGAGACUAGCUUGUUAUUUAAUAUGACCGCUGAGGCGCAUUCACAUUUGGGACUGCAGAAAAGCACCAUGGAUUUCGUCAGCGACUUUGACCUGAUGAAGUUCGGCGUCAAGAAGGAGGCGAUGCAGGGGAUGGACCGCUCCUUCAUCGGGCCAUGCAGCCAGCUCCAGAGACCAGAUUCGGUCUCGUCCACCCCUGGCAGCACACCUUGCAACUCAGUCCCGUCAUCGCCAAACCUGAACCCGAGCGAGCAGAGAAAUAACCCCGAGCAGUUCUGGAUACCCAACAACGGGGGUUACCCUCAGCAAAUGUACCCUCAAGCUUUUGGUCUGACACCCGAGGACGCGAUGGAGGCCCUGAUCGGCGCCACGGCGCAGCAGGGGCACCCUUCUGCGCCCCACAGCCACCAUCAGCCGCCUUUCCAAGCUGAGUACGACGGCUACGGCCACCUGGGCGAGCCGGUCCAGCACUACCCGGGUCUCCCGGGUCACCCUGACAUGCAAGGCAUCCCCAGCAGUCACUGCCAAGACCCUUAUCUAAAAGAUGACAUGGGGUGCGCGUCCCCUCAGUCUCCGGACGACCAGCAGGUCCUCGGUGCGCACCACCACCUCGGGCAGCACAGCCGCCACGACAGGCGAUCCAACGCCGAUUCCCACUUCUCAGACGACCAGCUGGUGUCCAUGUCCGUCAGGGAGCUCAACCGGCUCCUCCGAGGCCUCAGCAAGGACGAGGUGAUGCGUCUGAAGCAGAAGCGCCGGACCCUGAAAAACAGGGGUUACGCACAGUCGUGCCGUCACAAGCGCGUCCAGCAGAAACACAUUCUGGAGCACGAGAAGACGAGCCUGGUGUCACAGGUGGAGCAGCUGAAACAUGAACUCAACAGACUGGCCCGGGAGAGGGAUGCAUACAAACUCAAAUGCGAGAAACUGUCCGGUGCGAACUGUUACCACGAAACUGGGUCCACCAGUGACAAUCCCUCCUCCCCAGAGUAUUUAAUGUGAGUUUGUUAAUUUCCUGCAGAGCUGGUGGUUUUCCACGCGGAGGCAUUAUGUUGACAGCGCCUGAGCAAACAGUCCCGUGGACUCACCAAGUUCUAAUUAACGAUGGACUUCACUCAGAUAAUUGUAAUAGAUACACAACUAGGCAACAAGUUAUGAAUGGAAAAAAUUACAAUGCAUGCAUGCAGGACAUGUAUGAGAUGUGUUUAUUUUAUACAGGAGAUACUUGAAAUCAGAGAAUAUUCCCUUUUUAUUAUGAAUAUACAGCUGUAAUCCUUCUGCUACAGUUACUGCUCGAUCUUCAUUUUGGUGAUUUGUUUUGCUUUGCUUAGUUUUUGUAGCUCAAAUGAUAUUUUGUGUUCACGCUUCCUUAGAAUAGAGAAAACAUGCUGAGAAGAAGAAUGAUGCUAGAAAUGACAUUUCUAUUAUUUUUAUGAAGCUGAUUCUGCUGGACAGAUGUGUUCCGCAUUUGCUUUUUCUUUCCAAGAUAAUAUAUAUAAUUAUGCAAAUUUUUUUUUUUUUUCAUCUACUAUGUUUUUUUCAUUUACUAUGGAUCAAUAAACCUAUUGUGACUUUUUAAAA
This is a messenger RNA of Acanthopagrus latus (yellowfin seabream), 1843 nucleotides long. It is a transcript of the gene mafbb, whose product is annotated as v-maf avian musculoaponeurotic fibrosarcoma oncogene homolog Bb. NCBI's taxonomy places the organism in Eukaryota, Metazoa, Chordata, Actinopteri, Spariformes, Sparidae. The transcript has a single exon. Gene Ontology annotation, molecular function: DNA-binding transcription factor activity, RNA polymerase II-specific; RNA polymerase II cis-regulatory region sequence-specific DNA binding. The record is from RefSeq and is a predicted model, not a curated record. Gene Ontology annotation, biological process: regulation of transcription by RNA polymerase II. The coding region runs from base 287 to 1264 and encodes 325 amino acids. Gene Ontology annotation, cellular component: nucleus.